Rana temporaria (common frog) is the source of this 1540-nucleotide messenger RNA. RefSeq names its product CLN3 lysosomal/endosomal transmembrane protein, battenin (gene CLN3). Gene Ontology annotation, biological process: lysosome organization; regulation of intracellular pH. Bases 61 to 1401 code for a protein of 446 amino acids. Gene Ontology annotation, cellular component: membrane; lysosome. The record is from RefSeq and is a predicted model, not a curated record. The transcript is spliced from 15 exons. NCBI's taxonomy places the organism in Eukaryota, Metazoa, Chordata, Amphibia, Anura, Ranidae.
ACCAGGAAGGGCCCUCCCCUCCAGGAAGUGGAGUAUAUACACAGAGGUGGAAGGGUGAAGAUGGAGAGGAGGGUGAUCAACACCGGGGGGAACGCCGACUCCGACUCAGAUGAUCCAGAGGAAGAAGGGAAUGGAGAAGGAUCAGCACCACCACAGGCGCAGACUGGAUCCCAAUGGAGGAACUUGGCAGCGUUUUGGUUGCUGGGUCUAUGUAAUAACUUUGCCUAUGUGGUGAUGCUGAGUGCAGCCCAUGACAUCCUCCGGACAGAGACCAAUGAGACUUCACCGGUGAAUGUUACAAAUUCCAGCAGCAGCCGAUAUGACUGUAAUCGGAUUUCCACCGCGGCCGUUCUCCUGGCUGACAUUUUGCCCACACUGGUUAUUAAAUUCACUGCCCCAUUCUACAUACAGCAGAUUCCUUAUAAUUACAGGGUGUGUGUGUGCAUCAUCACCGCGGCCAGCAGCUUCCUCCUUGUGUCCUUCUCCACAGAUAUCGCAGUGAGCCUUUUGGGUGUGAUCUUUGCCAGCGUGUCCUCCGGAUUGGGGGAGAUCACCUUUCUCAGUCUCACCGCGUUCUUUUACAGUGACGUGGUGUCUUAUUGGUCCUCUGGGACGGGUGGUGCUGGUAUCCUUGGUGCCCUCUCCUACCUGGGCCUCACAUCGGCUGGUCUGUCCCCGCGGAGUUCCUUGCUGGUCAUGUUGAUUAUCCCCUUGCUGCUCCUCAUAAGUUAUUUUUUCCUCUUGAUCCCGCCACCUUCUCUUCCUCGUUGGAGGUUCCCUAAAGGAUCCAGCAGAGGCUACAUCCCGACUCACCAGCGACCCCUGCUGAAUGGAUCCUCUGUCCAGCAGACAGGUCCUCAUCUGACACCAUCUGGUCCCCAUCUGACGCUCCUUAAAAAGUGGCAAAUCAUUAAGUCUCUACUGAAGUAUAUGAUUCCGCUGUCUCUGGUGUACUUUGCAGAAUACUUCAUUAACCAGGGCCUGUUUGAAUUAAUUUAUUUCCCUGACAUCACGACGAGCCACUCGGAGCAGUACAGAUGGUAUCAGAUGUUGUACCAGGCCGGAGUGUUUAUAUCUCGAUCAUCUGUUCGCUGUGUCACUAUUAGACGCAUCUGGGUCCUCGCAUGCCUCCAGUGUGGACUGGCCACCUUCCUCCUGAUCGGAGUGUACUACCUCUUCCUCAUCAAGUUCACGCUGUACGGAAUUUGUGCCAUCAUAACAUUUGAGGGGCUUCUGGGGGGCGCUGCAUACGUCAACACCUUCAACAACAUUGCAGUAGAGAGUAAACCGGAAGACAAGGAGUUUGCCAUGGCGGCUGCCUGCGUGUCGGACACUCUGGGAAUAUCCAUCUCCGGAGCUGUGGCCCUCCCUGUUCAUAACUACUUCUGUGGACUGCAGUGAUGUCAUCUGAUGUGCUGCAGAGGAUCCUGGGUAGAAAAGCACCAUGACUCUGGGUGCUGAUAGAGAUAUGUCAUGUAUGUGGAUUAUGGCGAGGAGGGCGAGCCUGGCUAUACACAACUUAAAGGGGUUGUAAAGGAAA